This is a messenger RNA of Cladophialophora immunda, 1510 nucleotides long. RefSeq lists its product as uncharacterized. The coding region runs from base 1 to 1155 and encodes 384 amino acids. NCBI's taxonomy places the organism in Eukaryota, Fungi, Ascomycota, Eurotiomycetes, Chaetothyriales, Herpotrichiellaceae. The record is from RefSeq and is a predicted model, not a curated record. The transcript is spliced from 2 exons.
AUGUCAGAGCCCACCGCCGCCUUCCUGCCGGUCCCGCAACAGAGUCACUUCUCAAGCAGACAAACGCCGUCAUCUCCGUUUCUGUCUUCCAUCUUCCAUUUCAUCUUUCAGGCUCUUAUCAUCAUGAAUUCUUCAAACAUGGCAGGAGGCGCGACUAUCAAUCAGGACGAGCAGCAACAGAUCCCGGCUGGAGGAUCACUUGAUAGGACUGCACUGAUCCAACCUCUGCGACUGGGACAAAUCCUCCAUGAAACAGACAUAGGCCUGGAACUCCCCCGCAAGCGCACCGGCUUGACACCUGUCGCGCGGGACAAGUUUGGCGUGCCCGUCGUCAUGUCCAAUCUUCCUCAGAAGAAAGCAGGGGCGCGCAAACGCAAAACCCAACGGCAGACAGAGUCACCGCGGUCGGUUCAGUCGGUCACAGCUCCACUUGCCCCUGCGCCUGCAUCUGCGCCCUCCUCAACCAACGCCCAAAAACCCAACAAAGAAAGCACAGCCACCGCCAGCGGCCACGUCAAUAACAAGGACGAAGCAGCCGCCACCACUGAUGGCCGUACUGCUGAGCAUGCACAGAGACCAGCGAGAGCUAAAAGCGCACACGGACCCCCGAAGCGAGGGCGUACGCAACAACCUGGCAAGCUCACGCUCAUCUCAGCAGAGCAACUCGGAGACUUACGUGCCGACCUCAUCCAAUCCGCAAAGGACAACAGCGAUCUGCGCCAUGAAGUGGACGUGUUGGAACGCAAGCUUGCGCAAUCCGAAGAAGAGAGGCGAAUGUAUUGGAGCUGUGGAUUGGAAUGGGCACGUCGCGAGAAAGGAUUGUGUAUGGAGCUGGAAUACUGGAAGGCGCAAGCGGGAGCGGCAACGCAGGACAACAUCGGCGACGACGGAGGGGCCGUGCAGUAUGGCUUUGUCGGCGGUCGCGAUUUUGACGUUGGAUUUCAGGCCGCACGGCACCACCAAGGGGGUACGGCACAGGGGAUAGAGCUAGGGCUCGACAUCCCGCUCAGUGUACUGCCGGCGGCUGGGCACGGUGCUGUGGACGCUGACUUCGGCGCGCGUUUCGGCACUGGCUUCGAUCGUGCUCCAGACCACCUUGUCGCCACGGCAGACGAGUUGGACAAGGAGCGAGAUGUCAUGUUGCGCAUGGACUGAUCGAACUUGGGUCGGUUGGGUGUUUGGAAGGCGUUUGGCCUUUCUCGCCUCUCUGGCACGGAAGAAGGUGUCCUGCCCCCCGUCGGUAUGGAGGAUUCACGGUGGACCCAACCAUGUUUGGUCGGACACCGCACCCAUGUGCCUGAUAGAGUUGUGUUCAAGCAUUGUCCUUGCUGGUUGUGGGAAGUGGGAGAUGUCGUUGGAUACAAUCGCAACAGCUUCGGUCACACGUGGUUCCACAGCCGAGCAAGGGGGGUGGUUGGACGAACCCGUUGAGCUCGAGGUCGUGGAAAUGCAAUGCUGGAGGGUGGGCAUUCAUCCAUUCUAAAGCAGUCCCAGUCGAGGGAAAUAAUCC